UCACAUUUGCAUUGACAGUGUGAAGGGGACAACAAAGACGGCGAAGUGAGCGCAGACUGCGCGCACGCAUCCGGCCGAGCAGCAGCACCUGCGUGCGCGGAAACGCACGAUCCCUUUCCUGUAGUGCCUCUGAAAGAACGUCCCAAACUGACAGGGCGAUCAACAGUAACUCUUGGUUGGACAUCUGGACACGCCACACGAGGAAAUCCGUAGGUGGAGAAGAUCAGAAAAAGGUAUGGCGGCAGCUUUACCCAGAACCCUUGGGGAGUUGCAGCUCUACCGUAUUCUGCAGAGGGCAAACUUGCUGUGCUACUACGACGCCUUCAUCCAGCAGGGCGGCGACGAUGUGCAGCAGCUGUGCGAGGCCGGCGAGGACGAGUUCCUGGAGAUCAUGGCGCUGGUGGGCAUGGCCAGCAAGCCGCUGCACGUGCGGCGUCUGCAGAAGGCCCUGCGCGACUGGGUCACCAACCCCGCCCUCUUCAACCAGCCGCUGACCUCCCUGCCCGUCUGCAGCAUCCCGGUCUACAAGCUGCCCGAGGGCUCGCCCACGCUGCUGUCCAGCUGUGAGCCCCACGUCAAAGUGCCCAAGUGCAUCGCGGCCGCCUGCGUGGACCCCUGCAAGCCGGAGCCCCCCGGUGGCCGUGUGGCAGGCGGCUCCCCUCUGCGCAGCGGCACCGAGCCCCGCUUUUGGGCCGGCCACAGCACCGAGAGCGAGCGCAGCCUGUCCCCGGCCGAGCUGGGCUCGCCGUCCUCGCCUCGCGACAGCCUGGAGGCGCUGGACGCGGCUGCCGUGCAGUCGGUGACAGAGUGCGUGGACAGGAUGGCACAGGCGCUCCCCAGGACCGAGCUGGCGGACGUCAGGGAGCAGCUGAAGGGGAACAAGAGGCUGGCCAAGAUGAUCAGCCACAUCUUCGACAUGAGUGACGACGACCCUCACAGACAGGAGGAGAUUCGCAAGUACAGCGCCAUCUACGGCCGCUUUGACUCCAAGAGGAAGGAUGGCAAACACCUAACACUGCACGAGCUGACGGUGAAUGAGGCUGCCGCGCAGCUGUGUAUGAAGGACCCAGCGCUGCUCGCUCGCCGAGACGAGCUCUUCAGCCUGGCACGACAGGUCUCCCGUGACGUCACCUACAAGUACACCUACCGCACAAGCAAAUCACGAUGUGGGGACCGGGAUGAGCCCUCUCCCAAGAGGAUAAAAACCGAGGAAGGAUUUUUCGACCUCCAGGAGGCACUGCAGGUGAUCCACAUGCAGCAGGAGACCCUGAGGGAGCAGAUGGCACACGCCAAGUCAAAGGGGGAGGAGAAUGUGGCCCGAAACAUCCAGGUGCAGCUGGAGCGGCUGUUGGGCCGGCAGGUGGAGAUUCUGCGGGACGUUUCGGGUCAGGAGCGACUGCAGGCCCUGGACUGGAGGGUUCCCCCCGCGGCCGGCAGGCACGGCGCUUCCGCUGACCGAGCCAGCGAGAGGCCAGAGAGGCCUCUGAACCUGCACAUGCGCGGGGCCCGGCAGGGCGCAGCCGAGGGGGAGACUCCCCUGGGGAAGCAGCUGGCCAGCGAACUCAAGAGGAACCACAGCGCUGUGGAGGGCAGGACGCUGUCCUCAGAAAAUGGGAUUGGGACAGACCUCUCCCAACACGUGCUCAACCUCUCUGAGAAGAAGACCAUCAAAACCGAGCCGGAGGACUCCAGAUAGCCCCUGCACGAACUCCCCCCCUACCCCCCCGUCCCACCGAGAGUUUCUGUCCGUCAUAGAAUACUAAGCAAGCACAGCUACAGAGCCUUAACAACCAACGUUGCCUCGAAAAAUGUGUUCUUCUACUUACUUUCAUUUUGCCAAAGCACCUAGAAUCCUUAGUCUCGCAGCUUCCUGUCUUGACAACAGGGCUGAAACAGGCCUUUUAUGUGAUGUUUUUCUGAAAAAUACUAUACAUUAGGUUAUUUAAGAAUGUUCUGUGUCCAAAAAGAGAACAUUCUGAGCAUUUCCUAUGGAACUGAGGGAUCAGCUUUCUAAUACAUUACUUUGAAUGAAUCUCAUUUGGAAAAAUUGAUGUCCCAGCUCAUUUGGAAAUGUGUGUAUUGGCAGAGAAAGGUAAGGAGCUGACACCGAUAUACUUGGAUAUUGGACCACAUGUUUUCUGAUCCAGCACAAUCUGAAGAGAUAUUCUGAAAAUGAGGUGUUGUGUCAGCUGGAGACUGAAUAUUGAGGGCUACUGGAGGAGAAAUGCAAUGAUUUAGAUUUAGCAAUCGCCAGACUCCUGCAUUCUGCCAAAAAUUACACCGUUAGGAAGCACAAUUCCUGUCCUGCUGUUGCUUCUGUCUGCUCCAGAAAGAUGGCACUCUUUCAAAUCUUUAUGAAAUCAUAUGAUGCUUUACAAAAGAAUUAGGAUUUUGUACAUAUUUUUAGAAUAGUAACAAUAACUUGAUCUAAAAGCAGGGUCUUUUUCACUGUGUCACUCCACAGUGUAUCUUACCGCAUUGGUUCCAGUUCUAUGUAUAUGUAAGUAGAGCAAUACCUAUUUGCUGUUUUUGAGAAACAGUGGAAGUGUCUGGUUAUUCCACCUCUGGUAUUACUGUACUAUAUUUCUGUGUUGACUAGUGUAGUCUUAGUCCUUGGUCUGACUGAGAAUAACGUGUAGCUGAUAUGCACCAGUAUUUGAUCCUACGUACAACAUUGUGUGGUGUUAGAAUUAGCAUAGAAGUAUUCAACAUUUCUCAGUUAAGUGACUGGUGUACAUUUUGUAGGGGUGUGUGCGUGUCUGUGUCUGUUCAUGUGUUUGUAAAAGAGGCAGUCUGUUUCCCUGUCAUGAAAGGUGUGGAUGGAGCUUCUAGUCAGGUUUCUCUUUUAUCUCACCUGGAGCAUCUUGUUCAGGCUGGAUCUGCAUGCAAAUGACAGCUGAUGAUGGGUUUCCUUCAUCUAGCAACAGUGACUCACUGUUGUCCAAAACCACAUGCAGUCUUUUUAGAGCCAAUGUGAAAGGACUUUGUGGCUCCAUUCAUUAUAUAUUUACACAGAAAUAAGAAACAUCUUUGCUCAUUUGUAAAGUUCCACCUGAAACAUUUGAUGAGGGAACAUGAAGACUUCAGUGAGAGAGAUUGUUAGAAUAUCUAAUGUUUAGUGGUCUCAUUUAAGAUAUUCAUAAGGUAAAGUGAAAUUGUUCAUCUACCUUUUCCCACAUUAUUAAAAUUGAGUGAAAUGGUUUUCUGUUUUUAAAACAUUUAGGAAUAGGAAACGGGAACAUUUUUAUUACUUUAGGCAGAAAAUGUAUCAGUACUGUCCUGGAGGAUGGGGUCCAAUGUAGACAGGAGUUAGGAGAUGUAGCCUGUCUGGAAAAAUCUUCACUGUAUAUCAAAACAAGUCUGUGUGGAGCACUAAAACUGUGGCACCUCUGGUAUAAAAAAUAACUGAAUUAAUUUCAGUUGGUUAAUAGCUGUCAACAGCUCUGACGUGAAUGCACCACAAACAGUGCAGCAAAUAUGCAACUCCCAGUGAACCUUCUUACCAAGGGUGUUACCCUGACUCCUAACAUUGUUAAAGAAUGUUAUCUGGACUUCUGACAUUGUCCUGCUGUUCAGAACCACUUCUUGUUUUUUGUAUUUUUUUUUUUUUG
Messenger RNA from Megalops cyprinoides (Indo-Pacific tarpon), 3611 nucleotides. RefSeq names its product NGFI-A-binding protein 1-like. The coding region runs from base 236 to 1696 and encodes 486 amino acids. Gene Ontology annotation, biological process: negative regulation of DNA-templated transcription. The transcript is spliced from 8 exons. Gene Ontology annotation, molecular function: transcription coregulator activity; transcription factor binding. Gene Ontology annotation, cellular component: nucleus. Lineage: Eukaryota; Metazoa; Chordata; Actinopteri; Elopiformes; Megalopidae. The record is from RefSeq and is a predicted model, not a curated record.